ACACACAGAGAGCCGCAUCCUCCGCCCCUUCGGCCACCAUAUCCUUGCUGGAGUCUCUGCAGCCACUCGACUGCCAUUGUGCCUCACGCCGUCAAGGACAAGCACCGCAUCGAGGCAGGUGAAGAAGUGUGUGUGUGCAAUCGCCGCCGGGUCACACUCACACUCUUUCCGCUUGAAGAAAACCAACCAACGACAAAAAAAAAUACGCGAAAGGUGCACCGCAUGAAGCGUUAUCUCUCUCUCUCUCUCUUCUGCUGCUGGUCGGUUUUCUUCGACUGAAAACGUGAACGGUUGCAGCGCAUGUAUGCUGCCUCGAAAGUGGAGUUCCCGUUGUACGAUGUUCACCUCACCAUAUGGGCGAAAAUGCGUCGAGGAGGGGAACGCCAUUCCGCCCCCCCCCCCGACCUCGCUAAGCCGCUGCCGUUCGUGGGCUACACCACGCUGGUGCUGUCGCUGAUCUUCAUGGGGUGGGCUGCCUACAACGCGUGCGCUUGCUUGGAAGAGGAGACGAUAAAAUACCACCACGCUUCGCCUAUCCUGAGCUCACGCUGGCACCUUGUUCUCUGGACGGCCAUCUCGCCGCACUUUUUUUUUCGUCUGCACUUAGGGCAGCUGGGUGGGAUGGAAGUUCUUCAAGCACAACUAGGUGGUCCCGUUCGCCUCCGUCUUUGGCUGUUGUGAAGGCGACGACGCAGCCGAUGGAUGAUCAAUGACUUCGAACGCCGUCUGCGUAUCUGCGUGUUGAUGCUCUACAGAAGUUCUCGUACUAAUUUUGCUUCGUUACAUUCCUCGACCUACCUCUUGACCUCCCUAGAGGGAACGCCUCCGUAUUGCAUCAGGGUCCACGUGGGCUCACUCUCUCUGUGUGUGCGUGGG
Messenger RNA from Leishmania major strain Friedlin, 876 nucleotides. NCBI's taxonomy places the organism in Eukaryota, Euglenozoa, Kinetoplastea, Trypanosomatida, Trypanosomatidae. The record is from the annotation of a RefSeq genome assembly.